Molecule: messenger RNA, 2784 nt
Organism: Closterium sp. NIES-67
Lineage: Eukaryota; Viridiplantae; Streptophyta; Zygnematophyceae; Desmidiales; Closteriaceae
Source: the annotation of a GenBank genome assembly
AUCAAUGACCUGAACUGAAAUGGAGACUAGCUGGGGAAUUCCAUUGACCGACUCAUUUGAACAGACUCUUGUGCUGGCAUGUGGAAUUGAUCUGACAUCGAUUCUGGUUCCUGUGCAAACGAGAUCCGCUCAUGUUGCUCCAGCACCUUAGUCAAAUUGAUAUGGCUUUGACCCAGCGCGUAGUGCAUUUGCGACCACGUCGUAGCGAGGACUGCGCUGCAACGCAGUUCCUCAUCCCCCGUUAGCGAGUGCUAGUCCCCCGUUUCCGUCCUAUCAUUUCGCCUUGUACAUACUAACACCUAGCCUCAGAAGACGCGGCUUCUAAUACCUUGUACACACUACCAAAUCGGUCUUGCCUCUUCCGCCAAGAAUCGCGUGUUUUUAUACCCUUCAAGGCGUACCAUUUCGAAUUGACUUGAGCGCUGCUACUCGCAAGCAGAAUGAUGCGUCACCGCUGCCGCUCCUACCUCCGACCAUCACAGCCUCAGUCACAUGUGGCAUCCGCCCUCACCCUACUCCUGAUCGGCGCGCUUCUCUCUUCGCCCUCCCUCCCCGCCUCCAACACGCACGGCGCCGGCCCGCUCCUAGCGCUAGCGCAAUCCGCGUCGCAGUUUCUAGGCGACGCGGCUUCGCAGGAAGCCGAGGCGCUAGUUAAAGCGUGGUCGGAGGCGUACGGGCUCUGGGGGGAAUCCGUGCUCCCCCCUUCCGCCAUCUCGCUCCCCCCGGGCGUCCCUGCUGCGCCGCACCUGGAGGACUGCGCGCGAGUGAGCGCGGAGCGGGAGGCGGCGGAGCGGAGAGGCGCGGGCGGAGAGGAGCCCUCCUGGACCCAAGGGGCUCCCAGGAGGGCGGAAGCUGCUGCCGCUGGUGCCGGUGCUGCUGCUGCUGCUGCUGCUGCGUGCUCGGGGCAAGAGCACGGGGAGGGGGUGCCGCAGCCGCCUUGGAUCAGAGGGCCGGAUGCAGCCAAUCUGCCAUUGACACGUGUCGUGCAGAGGGACAUCUGGCGCCAUCAGUUCCCCCUUGGCGACUGCACUGACAAGCGUCUGCUCAUCGCCAAAUGGCCCACUCCAGGUGGCCAUGGGGCCGGUUCUCAGGUUCACGUGAUGUCCGCCAUGCUCAGCCUCGCCAUGCUCAACAACCGCGUGCUCGUGGAGGACCCCGACUCGUACCUGCGCGCCCGCACCGCCGACUGCGAAGCCGCGGCCGUGGGGCACAACAGCCGCUGGGACUGCUACUUCUUUCCCAUCACGUCGGUGGAGUGCCGCCGGGUGGCGGUGCAGCAGCUGAUCACCAACACGCUCCCAGAGUGUGCGGGGGUGCGCUUUGAGGAGGCCGCCGCUUCUGAUGCGAAAUUCGUGUGCGUCGGCAUGGCCAACUCCAUGGAGUCCUCUGCUGCCAGCCUGUGGGGCGACGCUUAUUUAAACACCACAUGCACUGUGGAGGCAGAGGGGCGACUGAUGCCCCUUGCACCGGAACUGCGCAAGGUGCACUGGUGGCGCGCACAGGCGGUGCGCUUCAUCAUGCGGUGGCCAUCCGCCCACCUCUGCCACGUCACCAACCAGGAGAGGCACCGCGCCUUCGGCACGCUCUCAGCCAAUCACGUAGCUCGGUUCCUGCAGACCCAAUCAGAAGCCCUCUCCGCCCUCUCUCACAGCAUUAGCGCCUCUCCUGGCACUGCCACAGCAGCAGCCAAUGCUGGUGCCACACCAGCAGGAGCCAACGGCACAGCUGCCGCAACGGACUGGGAAGCAAGGAGAAGAACGGCAGCCGAUCGACUGGUAGCUCUUGCUGCUUCCUUCUUGUCCUUCCAUCCAGAUCCUUAUGCCACGCCCACUGCCACUGCUGCAUCUGAUCACAGCGCAAGCUUAUCUGGCGAUGCUGCUGCUGCUGCUGCUGCUGCUGCUGCUGCUGGUGCCAAUGGUGGUGAAGGGGGUAGUGGUGACAAUGGCAAUGAUGCUGGCUGGUCCAUGUUAGUGCAGGAGCCGUACAUGCCGCGGCCUAUAGCGAGUCUGCAUGUAAGGGGGACGGACAAGUUUGCGGAGAUGGGGCUGAGCUCCCUGGACUCGCACAUCUUCCACAUGACUCGCCUCAGACCCCAUGCGCUCCACCUCCAACACGUCUGGCUCAACACCGAGACGCAGGCCAACAUCGACCAGGUUAAGGAGCUCGCCUCGUGGACCUUCUUCUACUCAUCGAACGCGCGCCAGCAGGACGGCGGGGGCGGCCUGCGGCAGUACGAGCGCGACCAGUCGGUGGCGGUGAGCUUCGCGAGCGUGCUGAUCGCCGCGCAGUGCGACCUCUUCGUCGGCAGCCUCGGCUCCAACUGGAGCCGCCUCAUGAACGAGCUCCGUUCCACCAAUGGCCGCCUGCUAGCCGGAUUCGUCGCCGUCAAUUUCGGGGAAUGGUGAACAGGCUGAAUCGGGCUUCAGGGCGUGUCCAGCGCGUUCAUUUCGCCCCAACCGAGCGUCUUUUGUACUUGUUUGAAAUUUGCUAUGGAAACUGUUACUGUUGCGAAGUUUACCUUCGGAGGGCAGAACACGGUUGGCGCGGCCGCUUAUGACGCCAAAAAUGAGCCUGUGCGUUACGCAAAAGCAAGACUGACAUGCGACGUCGGUAGGGUUACAAAAUGGCCCACUUCAUUUUUAGGGUGCUUCGAAGAGUCGCACGAGGUAGGCGAAACGUGUCGUUUUUUUCGCCAGCCGGAUUGGCGGGAUUAGGCGUUUUCGAAACACUUACAACACGACAGCGGGCACGCUUGGAAGGUGUCUGUUAAAACCGACGUUUUUA